Porites lobata is the source of this 1350-nucleotide messenger RNA. The record is from the annotation of a GenBank genome assembly. NCBI's taxonomy places the organism in Eukaryota, Metazoa, Cnidaria, Anthozoa, Scleractinia, Poritidae.
UCGGACGACGACGAAGACGACGAUGGCGACGAAGAGGAAGACUACCCAGGGGAAGGUGCAAAGGCAUUCUAUCUGUCACAACGCAUCACCUCUGAUCGUCAUUGGUUCCUUGUAAAGUUUUACGAUCAUCUAGGCAGUAUCGACGAGGGUCUUAAAGACGAGAAGACUCGCUGUCAACAUGCCUGUCAAAUGCGAAAGAUUCUGGAAGACAUGGACCCACGAGGCAAAGACAUUGCAGUGAUAGCUACCGAGGAAGGAAGAGCCGUGUGGAAUCUAUGGGUGGCUCCGCGUCUCGAAAAUCAAACGUCCAUCACAGCUGGUACCCUGAUGUCAUACAUGGGCUCUUUCAAGAAGUUUUUGAAAUUUGUCGUUCAAACCCAGAAACGUCGUUGUCUCGUCGAUGGAACACCGCGGCUAUCGGACGAAACCGUAGACGUCCUGCAUGAGAUCACUGGAAAGCUCCAGGGAUGGCGAUCCAUCAUUCUGAAACAAAGUGCGGUGCUGCGCAACGAACACUAUCUCCAGGAGUGCGAGCAACGCAUCACGCGAGAAGACCUUCAAGCAUUUUUGAGAUCACCCGUUGUGGCCGAGGCGGAGGCUCUCUUUGGCGCGGACGGCAACCGUCGAGGGAUCCAGCGCUUUUCACGAGCUCGAGACUAUCUCAUCGCCCGCCUGGCAGUAUCGUGCGGCACGCGCCCCAAAGCACUGGAAACGGCCACGUUGGAACACUUUAAACAUGCCCGCCGAGAUGUCAACUACCCGGAUUGUUAUGUUAUGCUUGUACCAAAACAUAAGCGGCAGAUGGACGGACCGGCCAUCGUCACGAUGGACGAGAGGCUUCACGGGUUUAUCGACACUUAUAUUCGAGAAAUACGACCCGCGGUGGUCGCCUCUCCGGAGGAGACACACUUGUUUCUCAAGAUCGACGGAGAGCCCUUUGAACAGGGUACAAUAGGAAACCGCGUCAGUGAACUGUGGAGGAAGUCGGGAGUCCGAAAAGGGGCUCGCGUCACUUGCACAGACUUUCGAAAAGCCAUCGUAACCAUGGUGGAAGAGGCAAACAAGGAAGAGAGACGCAAGACCGGUCGCGAAUGCAUUGCCGAUAACGACCUACGAAAGUUGCUGGCUCACUCUCAAAAGACUGCCGCUAUCUGGUACAUGAGAGAAGAUCUGACUUCUCUGGGAGCGCGAACACACACCACCAUUCAACGCAUUAGAGAAGGGAUACAACAAGAAGACAACGGGAUGCAUUCUAUGACCACACCUAGUGGCACUGCAACCAGUAGCACCGAAAGGGAAAGUGCACCGUCUCGAGAGCCAUCGCCACCGGUGUCAUUACCAACCCCACAG